This is a messenger RNA of Amphiprion ocellaris (clown anemonefish), 3902 nucleotides long. It is a transcript of the gene rybpb, whose product is annotated as RING1 and YY1 binding protein b. Gene Ontology annotation, molecular function: transcription coregulator activity; DNA binding. The transcript is spliced from 5 exons. Lineage: Eukaryota; Metazoa; Chordata; Actinopteri; Pomacentridae. Gene Ontology annotation, biological process: positive regulation of DNA-templated transcription. Gene Ontology annotation, cellular component: nucleus. The record is from RefSeq and is a predicted model, not a curated record. The coding region runs from base 133 to 939 and encodes 268 amino acids.
GCCUCGAGCCAGCGCUGAGUGGAGCCUGUCUGCCAACAGCUUCAGCAGCGGCUCUAUCUGGAUCCUACUACACUCACUGACAAUUAAAGGAGGCCCCCUUUUUCUUCUUAUUUUCGAGGACUAUUCUUCACCAUGGGCGACAAAAAGAGCCCUACCAGGCCAAAAAGACAAGCCAAACAGACCGCUGACGACGGCUAUUGGGACUGUAGCGUCUGCACCUUCAGAAACACCGCCGAGGCUUUCAAAUGCAGCAUCUGCGAUGUGAGGAAGGGCACAUCCACAAGGAAACCCAGGAUCAACUCCCAGCUGGUUGCUCAGCAGGUGGCUCAGCAGUACCCGAUGCCUCCCCCGCCCAAGAAGGAGCGGAGAGAGAGGAGCGAGCGCACAGAUAAGGAGCGCCCAGACGGCGAAGGAGAGCGAGCUAAUGGAGAGGGACGCCCAGAGGUUGAGCGUCCAGAGAGAGUGAGGCCAGAAGUGGAAACCCCAGAGAAGGACAAGAGCGAGAAGGAGCAGCCAAUCAAAGACAAACCCGACACAGAGAAGGACAUCAGCCCAGCUGUCACGAAGAAGCCCAGCAGCAAAAAGACCAGACCCAAAUCAGACAACCAUCAGAGUCCACCCAGCGACAAACACAGCAUACAGUCUGGCAAAUCCACAACUAAGACCAACAAGAACUCUCACAUUUCCAGGCCCAAACUGAAGAACAUUGACCGGAGUACCGCCCAGCAGUUGGCUAUCACCGUAGGGAAUGUGACAGUGAUUAUAACAGACUUUAAGGAGAAGACCCGCUCCUCCUCCACAUCCUCGUCCACCAUCACGUCCAGCGCGGGCUCCGAACAGCAGCACCAGAGCUCCGGCUCCGAGAGCAUGGACAAGGGCUCGUCGCGCGCCUCCACCCCUAAAGGGGAUCUCUCUGUGGGGCACGACGAAUCAUUCUGAGGUCCCGCCUCUUUUGCCCCAUCCUCACCCUGCUCCACUCCCCCUUUUCCCCCUUGUUUCUGGACACUAUGGAUCCCAUAGGGGGAGAGAUUUCACCUUUUCCCAUCGCUGCCCCGCCUCCAUUCCAUGAUCACCCCUGGAUGCUGAGAGGAGCUGGCUGGCCGAGAGGAACAGUGCGGUGCGCCUGCCGCGGAAACAAACGCCACGCUUUGGGAACUUCCCUCGUGGUUACACCCGUGGCACAGGCGAGGAGAGCUGGGCUAGACGGAAUAACGCCCCCACCCCGACCCCCCUGCGGUAGCAUCCAGACACUUGUAUGUAUUGUUUUAUAUUUGUACGUGGAUGUGAGGCCAAGUCGACAUUUUCUUUGUUUUGUUUUUGUAAAGAAGAAUUCUCCGCUGGGCACAAUAACCACCACCAUUUUAAUAACUUUAAACUAUUAUUACCCUUAUUUAUUACCUGUUGCACCUGUAUACUUUGAUAUUCUCCUUUUUAUGUUGAAGCUUUGCUGCGUAGCUCUGCCGAUCGAUGGUUCCUUCAGUGUUUUUAAUACAGUUUGAAAAUGAUAGGACAUCAUACACACAAACACCACAUACACACAAACGAACACACACACACACUGGUGCUAGAUACACUGUGAAGCGGUUUUGCAGAUCUGGGAUUGCCCAUUCACUCAAUGUGACGAAGUGCUGAUGAAUAAAAUUCUCAUUCACUUUUCUCAACAACACUGUCUCACUCUGAACACUGUCGGGACCUCCGUCAGGUCCGUCUACUUUUCUGUACAGGUCAGUGUGCAUCAGAAGAAGGUCACCUGAAGUUCAGACACCUGACUUUUUCAAAUAGAUUGUCUAUGAUUUAGUAUGCUAUAGCAGAUUAUACAGUAUCUUAUGUCCUUAACUGUACAGUGUAGGCUGUUGUGUAAAACACUAAAAGCUGUUGAUAUUUUCUGCAUUCCGUACUUAAAUAUUGAGUUUUCUGGCUGAAGGCAGAGCUGUCCUCUCAGCUCCAGAGCCAGAGUUUGUUCUGUUGUGACUGAAGGAUGGUUACACACAGUUCCACUUGGUAAAACCAUGUCGAACUGUAAAAUAGACCUGUUGUGUCAAGCUGUUGUGAAUCGACUUCUUUUUCUUUCCUCUUUUUUUUGUGGUCCUGAAGACAACUUUUGAAUCUUCAUCCGCUCAACUCAGAAAACAAGUGCAAAGACAUGAACAAUUUAGAAAGAUUGACAAUUCAAUUGACUUGUUUUUUUUUGUGUUAAUUUAAGACUCCUGUCAUUGAAGGCAAAAAAAAUACUGCAGUAGUGAAUACAAUACAAUUGUACUUUCAAUUUUAUAACAGCAAGGCUUAUUUAAGGGUUUUAAUUCACUUUCACCUUAGCUGAUACUAGACCAACAUAAUUUCCUUUUAACUGUAUGAAAUUGUAUAAAGAAUAAAUGUGUAUAUGAUAUCUUAGUUUUAUUUAUUGAAGGACCAAAGGAAUUUCAUAAUGACAUGAUGCAUAGACAGAUGAAUAACAAUUUGAAAUGCAAUUAUCUAAUGUGUGAGAUGAAUAACAGUUUAAAUAAAGACUAAUAUAAUCCAUGUAAAUGGUGUUCUUAUUGUCCACUCAUCUCUGUGCGCGGCUAAAUCGGGGCAGAGAUCGUCGUGGUCCACACAAAGUAGUGGAUGUUGCCUCAUCGUGGGGGCAAUAGAGGCAGUUUGGGUAGCUGGGAAGAACUCCUGGUUUAGAACUUUGGCCUUAGUAAGCCCCUCUUCACUCUGCUGGACUACCACCAGCACCUGUAGCUACCCCCGACAGAGACCCCAGCUCAACAGCUGAGCCACAAAUAAAACCAGGUUAGGUGAGAUUAACAUGCCCCAAAUAAACUCCUCCUCGGAUCCCAGGGGCAGGAUUUGAUCUGUGUCGACUAAAUGCUUUGCGGUUUCACACGUAGGGAUGAUAAUCACAUGCGUGUCGUAAGCAAUGUUCGAAGUCCAGGAGAUAUGUAUUCUUUUUUUUUUUUGCUUUUAAGCUAUGGUUAAUAUGUAAUUAUGUACUUUAUUGCAUACAAAUAUGGAAUCAGUGUUGAAAGUGAGGAAAAGCAAUGUGAAUAGAAACUUAAAAAAUGGGACUUCUUGGGUCAGAAGGGGAAAAUGUUUUAACUGAGAAUAAAACCCUGCUUUGUAAUGCAAUCUAUUAGAAAUGGGCCUAAAAAGCCAUCUUUUCACCUGCCUUAUCUGCAACCACAUUCACUCGACUGAGUACUCCGACAGAAAGGAUUCAUUGUUAAAUUAUUGACAAAUGACCAUUUGCUGAGUAUAUGAAUUAUUGCUUGUAUAUAGAAUUUUAAAAAGGUGCAAAGGCAAACACUAUGAAUAAUGGCAUUGGAGCUGAAGUCUUUUGUUUCCCGUUUCCUUCCCGCGCAAGCAGUUCUGUUCUUGUGUGCGACCAGUAACCUUAAUUUACUGUGUAAAGAUGGUUACAUUUUUUAGCUUUGUUUGUCAGAGACCCAAAUAUAGAAUGCUUGUUUACUGACUGUAUAACCUUAACCGUGAAUUUCCAAUUAAGUGUAUUAUACAAACUCAUUUCUUCCUAUAACAAUGUCUUGUACAAUGCUUUUAAAGUUAUUGCUCGGUUUAAAAAAAGAAAAAAGAAAAAAAUGUAGGGAGAGAACAAUAAUCCAUUCUUUGUUUAAUCCAGUUUUUCUUUUCUUUUGUUGUUUUUUUCUUUUAACUUAUAGCUGAUGUGUCAUUGUUUCCCCUUGUGAAAUGGUCACCUUAUGUUCCUGGUGUGGAAAUGUACGCAGCAUUUUCAGCAAAUCACGGCUCCUUGUCUAGCUUAUAAUGUUAAACUAAUACAUGUUUCUGGCAUGUGCACGACUUUGCGCUUAUAGGCUAACCUGAUCAUUUUCCUCCGCUUCAAAUAGAAAUGUCUAUUUAUGAAUUUUGCUUGUAGUUUUUCACAAAUAAAAUUGUUAAAAUUA